Messenger RNA from Rubroshorea leprosula, 688 nucleotides. NCBI's taxonomy places the organism in Eukaryota, Viridiplantae, Streptophyta, Magnoliopsida, Malvales, Dipterocarpaceae. The record is from the annotation of a GenBank genome assembly.
AUUUUGAACUUGUAGUUAAAUUGGUCAGUCUCUGGAGGGGUCUUGAGAUAAUUUGAUUAUCAUAUUCUCUCUUUGUCUUCCCAUCAUUCCUGUUAAAUUCCCUGAAUAAACUAGGGAAGUGAUGAUUAAAUUAUGUUUUGCAGGGUAUUUUGAGAAACCUUUCAAAAGCUCCAGGCAUGGAAAUUCAGGAUCCCUCUGCUAAGUCUACCAAUCAAAAUGACAGUGAAGCUAAUUACUCAGAUGCAGUAACAAUGACCACGGAUGUUGUAUCUUCUAAAGGAGAUAACCAUUCCCUCCCUGCUAAAGCUGAGUGAUGACCAACUAGCUGCCUCCCUAGUCCCUACAGUUGCUGCCACAUCAAUUUACCUCAAAGCAGAUGCUGGAAAACAACGGUAUAUAUGUGCCUUUGCAUUUGGCCAAUCGAAAUAGCAAAAUACUGCUAGUGUCUGUAAUUUACAUGGGACAGAAGACCAUCAUGGCUCUUUCGAAACUAUAUCCUCCCAUGUAGGAAAAAAGGAAGACAGAAUUUGCAGGAAGUAUAUGAAAUUAAGAAUGAGCAAUCUUCCUUCUACCUCUUUUCUUUUCUUUUUUUUUUUUUUUUUUUUGUGUAAUUUACAUGGGACAGAAGACCAUCAUGGCUCUUUCGAAACUAUAUCCUCCCAUGUAGGAAAAAAGGAAGACAGAAUUU